Molecule: messenger RNA, 2171 nt
Organism: Owenia fusiformis
Lineage: Eukaryota; Metazoa; Annelida; Polychaeta; Sabellida; Oweniidae
Source: the annotation of a GenBank genome assembly
AACAAAUAUGUGCAACUGCUUUAAAUAACGUAGCCAGGACGAUUGAGUUCCGUGUCAUCCUUUGGAUACAACUAAAACAAAUUGAUUCGUGACAUCAGAUCGUAAAAAAACAAAAAUGUAUUUGAACGAAAUUGGACGGACAGCAUUGGUUAGUCUUUUAAUUUUACUAUUAGGGAAUGGAUAUACAGAAACGAUUGACGAUCUAAACGAAUUGAACAGUCCACCUACUUGCGAGCUGGACCCAACUGUUAUGCGUAGUAACUGUUCAUAUCAUUUCUCAAUGUAUACUCUCAACAGUACAUUCGAUCGUUAUCUUGUUGAGAAUUUUUACACAAACUUUAUCGCUGUUGCCAACAUAACAAAUAAUGACCCAAUCUGUACAGAUAACGCUACAUAUGCAGAACAAUGUGAAAAGUUUAACAUCACUACAAGCCCAGAUCUCCACACAUCGAUUCAGAAGAAACUAUGCGAGUUUGAAGCUAAUUAUUUUGCAGCGUUGCCAGCAGCGUUUGUGAGCGUAACGGAGGAUGGGUGUGCAGUCACUGCAACACUACAAAGGAAACGUGUGGGGAAAUGUGUCCCAUAUGAAGGUAUAGUCCCCGAUGGUGACCCAAGAAUUUAUCCAGUUAAUCAAACAAUAGUUGGAUCCAACAGCUCUUUACGACCAUAUGGUAGGUUGUUAUGGGAUAAAUCGGCAUCAACGAGUAGUUUUGAUAGUGGUUGCAUGCUCACCUUACAAAAUAUCGCCGGUGGCGUCAUUGCAAUCAACAUUCUAGACUCUGUUGCUGGUGUUGCCAUUGGGGAUGGCCCAUCUGAUAACUUCACGACAUUGUAUGAGGCAACUGUUACCGAACAGGCAAGGCCACCUUCUUUCGUUAGCACAACGUCAUAUAUAACUUUAGUAAUCACGUCGGACCUAAACGACCAGUUUAGAUUAACCUACAGAUUCUUACCACUGGACUAUGCCCAUACCACGGAUUUUCUCAUGCCAGCCACAACCAACACCGGAUGUGGUGAUAAUAUGGCCAUUAACACAGCCUGGGUGAUCCCUAUUAACAUAGAUGUCGAUUAUGAGACAUUGGGUAAAGCACACGAGUGUAUUUGGACCAUGAACUGGUUAACACCUAUGAAGAUCCAAUUCCAAAUUACGGAUCUCGUCUUAGUAUCUUCAGGCUUAGAUAAUGGGACUGUCAUAGAGGACCUUUAUGACAGCUGGGGGAUAGAGAGCUACCUGGAGAUCUAUACCAUGAGUAGCCCUGGUGAAGUCGUACCUGAGGCAGAAGGCAGUGGGAAGUACAAACUAGAUACUAAAAUAAGUAGCUACAAUUUCCAACCGAAUAUGACAAUAUAUCUAGACAAUAUCCGGAACGAGCCAAACUUACAGGAGUUCAUUUAUGUAAGAGUGAGGAAUGCAUACCCCGAAGGUAAUAAGCUCCAUGCCAGAGUGACCCUAUAUAUUGAUAAGGAAGGUUACACGGGUCAGCAUAUGGAGGGUGUCUUUUGUUGUAAAGACCAGAAGUGUAUCAGUUCUGAAAUGAUGUGCAACGGCUACGCUGAAUGUUCAGAAGGGGAGGACGAACUAGGAGAAUAUUGCGAUGAGAAACCAGGUUUAGAAAGCUGGAUGAACAAUUGUACAUACUCCCCUGUCGCUUGUUUCAACUUUGAACCAAAUGGGAAUGUGAUUGGGAACAAGCCUUGCUGUGCCACUGGUUCUCUUCAAUGCGACGACACUAUAAACAGUUGUUGCGCUAAUUCAGCCUCUGGAAUACAAUGUGCGGCGGCAUCAGUGACGGUAGGGCCACCAGCGCCAAAUGCACCAACGCCAAGCUGUGGUUCUAUGGACUGUGGAACCCUUGCUGCAGUCAUCAUAUGCGCCAUAGCGUUGGUUAUCAUAGCAUUGAUUUUAAUACGGGUAUAUAAGCCACACAUAGUUGGAAGAUUUCUGGCAUCUGUUACAAAACGUUCAGAGUAUCAGCAUUUGCAGUAAAAUGGUAGAUACCGUCCGUGCUUGCCAACCAGGGAUUUUUGUUCUAUAUCCAAGUGGUGAGGGUCCUUGAUAUGCAGUUAAUUCAAACUAUAGACAAAUAUGUCACGCUAGACUAUUGUUCUCGGAGGUGAUAAUACAGCCUCAGACUUACUUUAAUAUGUUAAGGAUAGAACUAUAAUAUAUU